GUUCAUACGCAGCUCUCCCGUCUACGUCUCGUUGAUCCCGCUCGAUCGCUCCCCGAUCCGGGUCCGCCCCGCGGAAAAACUCCGACAAUCGUACUCGUCCGUUUGGCACCGCCGAGUCGAAAACCGUUGGCGAAUUUUUUUAUUUUUUAUUUUUUUUGUCUUUUGCUCUCAUCGUUUUUUAACUAUACAUGUAGUUUUUAAAAAAAAAUUUCGUCUCUUUUUGGUUCCGCCCACGCGGCCAAAACGAUCGCGAUCUCGCGAAGUCCGGCGGGUCACUAUGAUCGGUCCGUCGCCGUCGCCGACGCUGUCGCUCGACCGGCCGGCAAAACGGUGCGCGCCGGUCGUUCGGACCAAACGGUAAAUCGGCAAUAAUUGUUAUUAGUAUUACAUAACACUGCCGCGGAAAUUACCGUUGCGAUCCGCAACUGACAAUCGUUUUUUAUAUUUUAUAUUAUCGCUCGUAUAAUAAAGAUCAAUUUUUUUUUUUUUACUUUUUUUUUUUUUUAAUUCGUUCGUUUGAUCCGUGUACAUUAAUCAUCGCACAAACGUUCGCCGCAGAUUUGUUCGCGUCCGAUCUUCUACAGAUCGUCAGAGAUUUUAAUAAUAAUAUUACAAUCGCAGAUUCGCGACAUACACCCGGAGAGAACGAAUUAUACUGACGAUAGUACUGUACACCGACUAUCUCAUCGCUUACCGCAAGCGAAUAUAGCAGUGUGAUCGUCUGAAAAUCUCGCGUGUACGAGAAAAGCUCGGUAGAAGCCCACCGCCGCUGGCACGGACGGAGGGAAAACCGGCCAAAGGUCGACGGCAGGUCUAUCCGUGCAGACAUGGUGUGUGGCCGACGACGACGACGCCGCCGCUACGCACCUGAAUCCUCACCUGCUGCAUGAGUCGCGUUCAACCACUUACGUUAACAAAAAUAAUCCAGAGUGCUUUCGUUCUAUUAAUGGUGGUGUUGUGCGACAUUUGGAGGUGCGGCCCUAGCUAUGGAUUUGGGGUCCGACUAUACAACGAUUGCAGUAGUCGAAAUGUCAGGGUUGACUACCGGGGACGAGUUCUCGCCGACGACGAGACUUCGAAUCCAUUUCAAAACCUGACUGUCAAAUCCCUGGACUUCAGUAUUCGACUGUCGAUAUUCGCUGAGGAGUCGCAUCGGUAUUUGUGUUUCAACAACAAAUGGUCCCUUGUUGGUUCGAAACAUUUUCGCGGCCCGAAGUGUCUGUUCUACGAGGAGAUGCUUUCCACUGGGUAUACACGGUACAAGUCGGUGGUCGACAAGUCACGGUACAUAGGUUUCAACCGGCGGGGCCGUCCAAUGCGGCGGCACGUGUAUCACACGGACCCGCUGAACCGGUGCCUGAACUUCCUCAAGCUGGACACCAAGUUUGACAUCGGCGACCACAACCGCAAGGUGGCCGCUUCGUCAGGUAAGACCAUCGUGGUCGGCAGCAGCGGAGGCAAGCGCAACGGUGCGUCCAAGAGACCGUUUGCGUCGCCCGGUGGCGGUUACAACAAAAAAUCGCCAACGACUACCUCCACUACGACGACCACCACGACAACCACCACCACCACCACCACCACCACCACUACCACAACGACCACUACACCACCACCACCACCUCCACCGUCAACACAUCCUUCUUCUAAACAACCAGUCAAGCACAGUCGAAUUCGGUUCAGACACAACCGACGCAACAGACACCGUCCCGAAGCCUUUCAAUCGUUAGAUCAAGACUAGAAUAGUAUUAUGUUAUUACUAUUAUUAUUAUUAUUAUUAUGACUAUUACUAUUAUUAUUAACAUUAUUAUUAUCAUCAUCGUCGUCAUCAUUAUAGUAUUCUCGAAACUUCAAAAUCGUAAAAAACCAAACAAUUAUCAUCAUAAUUAUUAUUAUAAAUCUAUAACGGAACAAAAUUCCUGAUCAUUAACACAUAGGUUGUAGUUUUUAUUUUUUAUCUACGAACACUCGACGAUGUUGCUGCGAUUUAUA
Molecule: messenger RNA, 1989 nt
Organism: Melanaphis sacchari
Lineage: Eukaryota; Metazoa; Arthropoda; Insecta; Hemiptera; Aphididae
Product: mediator of RNA polymerase II transcription subunit 13-like
Exons: 5
Coding region: 887-1738 (283 amino acids)
Biological process (GO): positive regulation of cell population proliferation; animal organ morphogenesis; fibroblast growth factor receptor signaling pathway
Cellular component (GO): cytoplasm
Molecular function (GO): type 2 fibroblast growth factor receptor binding; type 1 fibroblast growth factor receptor binding; growth factor activity
Source: RefSeq, a predicted model, not a curated record